This is a messenger RNA of Lolium perenne, 1668 nucleotides long. Its product is annotated as cyanidin 3-O-rutinoside 5-O-glucosyltransferase. Lineage: Eukaryota; Viridiplantae; Streptophyta; Magnoliopsida; Poales; Poaceae. Gene Ontology annotation, molecular function: quercetin 3-O-glucosyltransferase activity; quercetin 7-O-glucosyltransferase activity. The record is from RefSeq and is a predicted model, not a curated record.
UUUCUAUUUAGCACACCAGCUAAAUUACACACGCAAACACAGACUUGCCUAUCGAUCUUGCCAUGGCCGAACCGGAACGCCUGCCGAACGGCCAUGGCGACGGCGUGCGCCGCCACUUCCUCAUCGUGACCUACGGCAUCCAGAGCCACAUCAACCCGUGCCGCGUGCUCGCGCGCAGACUCGCGCAGCUCCAGGAUGAAGACGGCUCCGGCCCCGUCCUCGCCACGCUCUCGGUCCCGUUGUUCACCCACCGUCGCAUGUUCCCUUCGUCCGGCGACGGUGUGAAAUCGGAGGAGGAGGAGGAGGAGGCCGCAGACGGUGCCGUCUCCUACGCGCCCUACUCGGACGGCGUCGACGACGGCACCCGCGCCACGGACCCCGAUGAAAGGGCGCGCCGCCGCCGCGCGAGCUCCGAGAGCCUCGCCGCCGUCGUCGCGCGCCUCGCAGCACGCGGCCGGCCCGUGACGUGCGUCGUGUGCAGCCUCAUCCUCCCCUGCGCGCUGGACGUCGCGCGGGAGCACGCCAUCCCCAUGGCCGUGUUCUGGAUCCAGCCGGCCACCGUCCUCGCCGCCUACUACCACUACUUCCACGGCUACGGCGAGCUCAUCGCGUCCCACGCCGCCGACCCCGCGUUCGAGGUGACCCUGCCAGGGCUGCGCCGGCCUCUCCGGAUCCGCGACUUCCCGUCGUUCCUCGUCGACACCACCGGCGCCGAGAUGGGCAAGAUCGUCAACGACGCGGUCCGCGAACUGUUCCAGUUCAUGGACCAACAGGGACCGAGCACCCAGGUCCUCGUCAACACCUUCGAGGGGCUGGAACCGGCGGCGCUCGCGGCAAUGAGGCAGCACCUGGACGUGCUCGCCGUCGGGCCCGUGCUGGAUUCCUCGUCCGAAGCGCGGAUCCACCUGUUCGACCACGCCGGCGCCGACGAGUACAUGCAGUGGCUCGGGGCGCAGCCGGAGACGUCGGUGGUGUACAUCUCGUUCGGCAGCGUAUGGACGUACAGCAAGCGGCAGAUGGAGGAGAUCGCGCACGGGCUGCGGCAGUGCGGGCGGCCGUACCUGCUCGUCGUGCGCAAGGACGGGCGGCAGGAGGACGUGAGCCGCUGCCUCGACGGCGUCGUGCGGGAGGGGCAGGGGCUGGUGGUGGAGUGGUGCGACCAGCCGGCGGUCCUGUCGCACCCGUCCGUGGGAUGCUUCGUCACGCACUGCGGCUGGAACUCCACGCUGGAGGCCGUGGCACUGGGCGUGCCGGUCGUCGCCGUGCCGAGCAUGUUUGAUCAGCCGACGAACGCGUUCUUGAUUGAGGAAGAGUGGGCUGGCGGCGUCAGAGGAGAGCGCAACGGCGAGGGCGUCUUCUCCGGGGCGGAGCUCGCAAGGUGCGUCGAGACGGUCAUGGAUGGUGGCGCGAGGGCCGUCGAGAUCAGGGAAAGAGUGGAGGCUCUGAAAGGGACGGCGCGAGAGGCAAUGGCUUCUGCCGGGCCCGCGGAGAGGAGCCUUCGAAGCUUCGUCAUGGCGACCAAAGUCACGGAUAAAUCUUGCACCAAGGAUACCACUACACCACCAACCAUGUUGGAAUCCAUCUAGUCAAAGUAGGAAAUUUAGCGUCAUCCAUCAACAUUCCGAUACUAAAUGCAGCCCAGGUAGCCAAUGAAUUGAAUAUUGCAGA